Molecule: messenger RNA, 1484 nt
Organism: Mercurialis annua (annual mercury)
Lineage: Eukaryota; Viridiplantae; Streptophyta; Magnoliopsida; Malpighiales; Euphorbiaceae
Product: oleate hydroxylase FAH12-like
Exons: 2
Coding region: 135-1292 (385 amino acids)
Biological process (GO): lipid metabolic process
Molecular function (GO): oxidoreductase activity, acting on paired donors, with oxidation of a pair of donors resulting in the reduction of molecular oxygen to two molecules of water
Source: RefSeq, a predicted model, not a curated record
UUUUUGCUUAUAAAAACUCUCUUUCCUUUAACAAAACUCCAUUUAUAGACACUCCUCUCCUCUUCUCUCACUAUAACCACUUCUCUUUCAAAUAUUUAUAAUCUCUUCAGAGAAGUACUUAAUCGAUCGGAAGAAUGGGAGGCGGUGGACGAAUGUCAACUACGCCAAGCGAGAAUGGUGAUGUUAGGGGAAGCAGCCACACCAAGCGAGUUCCGCAUACGAAACCGCCCUUCACACUUGGCCAACUCAAGAAAGCUAUCCCAACUCAUUGCUUUAAACGUUCACUUAUUCAAUCAUUUUCCUAUGUAGUUUAUGACCUUGCUUUAUCUUUCCUUUUCUACUACAUUGCCACUAAUUAUUUCCAUCGCCUUCCUUCUCCGCUUCCCUUUGUCGCUUGGCCCGUAUAUUGGAUUUUCCAAGGCUGCAUUCUCACCGGUGUUUGGGUCAUUGCUCAUGAAUGUGGUCACCAUGCUUUUAGUGACUACGAAUUAGUAGAUGACAUUGUUGGCCUAAUUCUCCAUUCAGCCCUCUUAGUUCCCUACUUCUCAUGGAAAUUUAGCCAUCGUCGCCAUCACUCUAACACCGCGUCUCUUGACCGAGACGAAGUUUUUGUCCCGAAACCAAAGUCCAAAAUCGCAUGGUAUUCCAAGUAUUUAAAUAACCCGCCAGGUCGAGUUUUAAGUCUCGCGGCAACACUUGCUAUAGGGUGGCCUUUGUACUUAACCUUUAAUGUCUCGGGAAGACAUUAUGAUCGGUUCGCUUGUCAUUAUGAUCCUUAUGGUCCGAUUUUUUCUGAUAGGGAAAGGAUUCAAAUUUACAUUUCUGAUAUUGGGAUUUUCACUACUACAUUUGUGCUCUAUCAAGCUACCAUGGCGAAAGGGUUAGCUUGGGUUAUAUGCGUCUACGGUAUACCUCUUCUUAUCGUUAAUUCUUUUCUUGUUAUGAUCACAUAUUUGCAGCACACUCACCCAGCAUUACCGCAUUAUACCUCGUCGGAAUGGGAUUGGCUACGGGGAGCAUUGUCGACAGUCGAUAGAGACUACGGGGUGCUGAACAAAGUAUUCCAUAAUAUCACAGAUACUCAUGUAGCCCAUCAUCUAUUUUCCACAAUGCCACAUUAUCACGCAAUGGAGGCAACAAAAGCAAUCAAGCCUAUCCUCGGCGAGUACUAUCGGUUUGAUGGUACUCCGGUUUAUAAGGCGUUGUGGAGGGAGGCAAAGGAGUGUUUGUUCGUCGAACCCGAUGAGGGAUCUCCAAACCAAGGUGUGGUCUGGUACCAUAACAAGUAUUAAGAGUAUGCAAUGUGGUCUGUUCAAGUGAAGUAUUGGAAGAACAAGUGUCUUAUGUAGUGUUGUUUGGUUGAGUCUGUUAAUGGAACUGUUCCUAUGUGUGAGAGUAUUUUAAAUUUUAGUUGAACUAUCUAAGCUGGUUGUUUUUGUUUGAAAUCCCUAGCCUCUAAUGCAUAAAAACAACUUAAAACAACU